Molecule: messenger RNA, 2457 nt
Organism: Rotaria sp. Silwood2
Lineage: Eukaryota; Metazoa; Rotifera; Eurotatoria; Philodinida; Philodinidae
Source: the annotation of a GenBank genome assembly
AUGGGCGAUAGCGAUGAUGAUUUUGACAGUCGACGAAAUCGUGAUAAAUUUCGUCGUGAACGUGAUGAUUUUAGUGGAAAUCGAGGACAUAAUAAUCGUAAUAGUGGAGAAUGGAAUGAUGGAAGAGAUCGAUCAAAUCAGUUUCGACGACAAUAUCCCGGUGGUCUAUUACCUGGACGUGAUUUUCAACCAAGAUACAACCGAAGUCCUGCUAGAUAUGAUAUGAGUCCACCACAAAAUAAGCGUCUUCGACGCGAUUGGGAUAAUUCUGAUCAACCACCAUCUCAUUUUGAUCCAACUGUUGGUUCAACAUAUCUUCCUAGUGGAGGAGGUUUUCAUCCGAAUUUACCAUCAAAUAUUCAACCGACUACGGAUCAAUUGAAUAAAGAAUCAUCCGAUGCUACAACACAACCACCAUUGCUUAGUUUUAAAAAUUUUCUUCUCGAUCAAGAUGAUAAUAUCGAUCAAGAAGAAGCUGUUAAACGUUAUAAUGAUUAUAAAACAGGCUUUAAAAAAACUCAGAUAGCUGAAUUUUUUAAAGCACAUAAAAAUGAAGAAUGGUUUAAAUAUAAAUAUCAUCCUGAUGAAUAUCCAAAACGUCGUCAAGAACAAAAAGAAAUAAUUAAAAGACGUUUAGAAAUUUUUAUGGAUCUUUACAAUAAAGGAUAUCUGAAUAAUGUUAGUGUUGAUAUUGAUAAUCAACAUGCACUUACAAGAUUUCUUGAUGCUGCUGUCAUCAAAAUGGAAGAUGGAAGUGAUCAAGAUCUUCGUGUGCUCGAUGUUAUUGGAUCAUCAAAUAAUACAAGUGAUGAAAAUCUAUCUAAACAAUCAUCAGAGAAAAUAGAUAAUAAAACAAAUAAUGAUGAAACCAAUUCGAAGAAACCAUCUGACAAUAAAAGAAAACGUGAAGAUAGUAAAUCUGAUGAUGGAACAGUAUCUGAUGGUGAUAAUGGAUCAUCGAUUCCUGAAUCAAAAGAUAAAAAUGAAAUAAAAUCAUCUUUACAAGAUAAUGAACAAGAAGCUGGUGAAGUACCUGAUGCACCACGAUUAUUACAUCGAACAUCAUCAAUAUUCUUUCGUCAUUUACCUAUGCAAACAACAAAAGAGGAUCUUGAAAAUAUUUGUAAACAAUAUGCUGGCUUUCGUCGUGUUUGUAUAACUGAUCCUGCACCUGAACGAAAAUUUUCUCGUCGUGCUUGGGUUACUUUCGAUCAUUCGGUUCAAAUACGAAAUAUUUGUUAUGAACUUAAUCUUACUAAAUUACAUGAUGUUGAUAUGGGUGCUAUAAUAAAUCGUGAACUUAAAAAUCGUGUUCGUACAAUUAAUGGUAUUGGACAUCAUAAAACUGUUGUACGUAAUGAUAUUCGACUUAUAACAAAAAUCAUCAACCAAUUAGAUGAACGAUGGAAAAUUUGGGAAUCGAAUGAAAAUGAUCAUAAUGAAAAAAAGACUACAAUAAGAACUUCAUCAAUAACUGAUGAUAGUGAAAUUUCAUCUUCAACAAUGAAUACAUCAUUAACUCAAAAUAAAAAUCCUAUUGGUUUUGUUAGUUAUAAUCCAUUAUUAAAAAAUAUAACUGAAUAUCUUGUUGAAGAAUGUGAUGCAGAAGAAGAAGAAUUACUUGGUGAUACAUCAACAACUAAUCAAAAUAAUUCAAAUACAUUUGAAAUUGAUAAAGAGUUAACUAAAGUAUUAGAUCGUUUAAUUUUAUAUUUACGUGUUGUUCAUUCAGUUGAUUAUUAUAAUGGUACUGAAUAUCCUCAAGAGGAUUCAAUGCCAAAUCGUUGUGGUGUGAUACAUGUGCGUGGUGCACCAUUAUCUUCAAUAACACAUAGUGAAUUGGCAAAUUUUAUGCAACAAUUUGAAACACGUCUUAAAACAUAUAUUGAUUUUCAUGAAAAAUUAAAUGUUGAUGAAGCUUUGAAAUUAGGUACAAAAAAUGAAGACAAUGAAAUAGAAAAAUUUAUUAAUGCAAAUUGUCAAGAAAUUGGUAAAGAUAAAUGGUCAUGUCCAUUAAGUGGAAAGAAAUUUAAAGGUCCAGAAUUUGUUCGUAAACAUAUUUUAAAUAAACAUCAAGAUAAAAUUGAUGAAGUUAAAAAAGAAGUCAUUUAUUUUAAUAAUUAUUUAUAUGAUCCAAAACGACCACAAUUACCAGAACAUCCAUCAAAUAGACCUGGAGCAACACCAAUGGGACCAAAUGCAUCUGGCUUACCAUUACCGACACCAAUGGCCGCUCAACCAUUACUUACACGUACUCCCAUAUGGCCUUCUAUGUCUGUACCUCCUCAUUCUGGUCCGCCAGGUUAUUAUCCGAAUCAAUUUCAUCAAGUUCGUCAUCCAAGACCACCAUUUAUGUAUCAAGGCGUCGGUGGACCUCCCAGUGGUCCAUUUCAUCGACCAACAAGUAAUCGACCACUGAGAAGUUAUGAAGAUCUUGAUGCACCGAAUGAAAUGUAA